Toxotes jaculatrix (banded archerfish) is the source of this 1372-nucleotide messenger RNA. RefSeq names its product NADH-cytochrome b5 reductase 2. The transcript is spliced from 9 exons. Bases 121 to 1038 code for a protein of 305 amino acids. Gene Ontology annotation, cellular component: mitochondrion. NCBI's taxonomy places the organism in Eukaryota, Metazoa, Chordata, Actinopteri, Toxotidae. Gene Ontology annotation, molecular function: FAD binding; oxidoreductase activity. The record is from RefSeq and is a predicted model, not a curated record.
GAGAAAGAGAGAGAGAGAGGGAGGGAGAGAAGCCUAUCAUUGUCUUGACUGGAUGCAGACUCUGGUCUCUCAGGCUGCGUGAGGAGGAGGCCCUGACACACGUCCUAACAUUUUACAACUAUGGACCAGAACCUGACGAUCCCAGUGGUGGCAGCUUUUUCCGUGGUGGUAGUGACAGUGCUGUACUUCUUCCUGCGAGACUCUGCAGGAGGGAAGAAGAAGAAGCUACCUGUCGCUCUGCAGGACCCCAUGGUCAAAUAUUCACUUCCCCUUAUAGACAAACACGAAAUCAGUCAUGACACGAAGAAAUUUCGGUUUGGCCUUCCAUCUAAAGCUCAUAUCCUUGGACUGCCAGUAGGUCAGCAUGUGUACCUCUCAGCCAAGGUGAACGGCAAUCUGGUGGUCAGAGCCUACACACCAGUCUCCAGUGAUGAGGACCAGGGAUAUGUUGACCUUGUGGUAAAGGUGUACUACAAGAACUGUCAUCCCUCCUUUCCAGAGGGAGGGAAGAUGUCUCAGUACCUCGACAACAUGGCUAUUGGAGACACGAUUGACUUCAGAGGACCCAAUGGACUGCUGGUGUAUAAGGGAAAUGGUCAGUUUUCCAUCCGACCGGACAAGAAGUCAGACCCCAAGGUUCGGAAGUUUAAGCACGUCGGAAUGAUCGCUGGAGGAACAGGUAUCACUCCUAUGCUGCAGUUAAUUCGCAGGAUCACAGCGGACCCCUCUGACAACACCAAGUGCUCUCUCAUAUUUGCCAACCAGACUGAGAAGGAUAUCCUGCUGAGGGAGGAGCUGGAGGAGGUGAAGAGGAAUCAUCCUGACCAGGUCAACCUCUGGUUUACGCUGGACAAACCUCCACAGGACUGGCGCUACAGUUCAGGAUUUGUGACCUAUGACAUGAUCAAGGACCACCUCCCUACUCCGUCCAACGAUGUCCUUAUUGUCCUGUGCGGUCCUCCACCUAUGAUUCAGAAUGCCUGUCUGCCAAAUAUGGAAAAGCUGGGAUAUAAAACAGAAAACACCUUUUCUUACUAGCAUUCUGAUUGGCUACAGAGCUGAUUUGUUCCCUGUAAUCAUUUGGCCACAAAUGAAAAUUGUUAAUGGUCUAAUACUAUUCAAAAUGACAGACUGUGUAUGUCUGGUGCUGUUAACAGUCUUUGUCAUUUAGGAUUUUUGGUCUCACUGACACUAGAACCACUAAUUGCCAUCAAAAUCACUCAAUAACAAUGGUAUGAAAAUUUUCUGAUGUACUUUUAUUUACAGCAACAAACUGCCAUCAUAUUAUCCCUUAUACAAGACGUCAGUCUCUUUUGAAAUCAAACUGUUUUUUAGGCCAAAAUGUAAUUUUUUGAAAAAUAAAAAUGGAGUA